This is a messenger RNA of Ectocarpus sp. CCAP 1310/34, 4613 nucleotides long. The record is from the annotation of a GenBank genome assembly. Lineage: Eukaryota; Phaeophyceae; Ectocarpales; Ectocarpaceae.
GUUUGAAAUUUGAAAUCACAACAGUCACCAGCAUCAGCCGCGCGGGACAACCCACCAGCAUGGCGGCCUCGUCCUAUCUGCUGGAGCUGGACGAGCGACGAGAACGGCUCCUGGCUGAGGUCGUGGACCACCUUGGUGUUCCGUCGGGCUCUGCAGAGCAUGAAGUGGCCCUGUCGUUCGCAGCGAGCUCCCUGGCACACCAUGAUCACAUGGACGCUGAGAGCAACAAGGUGGAGGCGGCAAUCUGCAGCGUCGCCGAAAAAUUUGUGAUGCACGGGAAGACCGUCAACGCAACGCGGCUGCUCCUGCUAGCCUCUAGCCUGACUGGCAAGCCCAUGAGGGUGGAGGGGCACCGCAUGGAUACGGGCGGCGUCAACAAAGCGGCGGCGGCUUCGCCGCCGCUGGAGCACCCGUACGCCGCGCUCGCGCUCGCUCUAGCCCUGUCGGGCUCGCAAAGGUGGGCUGCCGCAAAGGAGGCGGAGGUGGAGGGAGACGAGAGGGAAGGGGACACUCCAGAUGCCGAGAGCAUCGAGGGUGGUGGUUGUGGUGGCAGCGGCCGAUCAGCUCGGGACGAAGAGGAGGGGGAGGAGCGGGAGGGCGCAGCUGAGCUUCUCGCCGGUUUCGAGGGCGAUUCGUCCCGGCUUUGGAGCAGCGAUAGCGACGAGGGCAGCGAACGAGAGGGGGGACCGGAGGAGCAGGAGCAGGAGGAGGAGGACGGCGUCGGGUCGUUGUCGUCGGCGCUACCGGGGGUCGAGGAUGUCGACGAGGGGGGGACACGAGAGUGGCUGCAGGCGUUUGAGGAUGACGGCGAAGGCAGUCCGCGUGCAGAUGGCUGCACCGCUGGCGAAAUCGAAACGGAACGCUUCGGUCAUCGGGGCAAGGUCGAGAACAACGGCGCUAGCACUCAACUUGCCGAGCCGCUGGCUCCCUCCUAUUCACCCCCUUCUUCUCCAAACACGGGGGUCGACAGCAAGAACCUCACCCGGCGUGCCUCGCACCCCCCCGCCGCUCGUCACAACUACGGAGCCCCUUGCAUCGGAGCCGAUAUUCGGAACCUCGGCGGUCGACGUGGUGCGCGCGACGGGGAUGUCGAUGGUGCGUCUUUCCUACGGCCUUGCCAAACGCUAGAAGCGUGCCAGACCCGGGGGGGGGAGGCGGUCGGGAGGCGGCGUCGCAGCAUCCCGGAGGCCGAGGUGGUCCGAGCAGCGCUGCACAUGCUGGCGGGGUUGUCGGGAGACAUAUUCGUGCGACGGGUGAACGGCGACGCGUCGGACACCGGAGGCGAGCAGCUUCCGCAAAAAGGGCGCCACGGUGCUGCCGGGACGAGGGGCACCGGCGGUGGAGGGAGAACAGGCGGGGGCAGCAGUGGGCCCAGCCGCCGGUGGGGUGUUGUCACCGGCAGCGCGAGUGCGCGGCGGGGUCAAGAAUGGUUUUCUUUGAGCGAGUCGGCGGCGAGCGACCUCGCGGUUGCCAGCCUGUCUCCGGAGGCCCUCGCGGGCGUUCUAGAAGACCUCUUGCGAGUGGGCAGCACGGCGGAGUACCUGCGGGCCUUCGUCGCCGACGCCGAAGGGUCGGCAUCGGUCGCGGCCGAGGCGGCGGCGGCCGUUCUCCGCCAAAGCGUUCCCCGUCGUGAGAGCAGCAGCGGCGGCGGCGGCAGCAGCGCAAGCAAGAGCUACGGCAGGGGCAAGGAACGCGGCCCAAAGCACGGGCUCACCACGCAGGCGUUCGUGGCGUGCGUGAGACGCCACCUGGAGAGCUUCGAGGACACCGUUGCACGCCGGGACCGCUGGCUGUACCGUCGACAGCAAGGACAAGGGGACGGAGGAGACGCUCCCGCCGAGCACGACAGCAGCAGCAGCAGCAGCAGCAGCGGGGAGACCAUCGUGGGCCUUCUCUCUCUGCUGCGGCCGGAGGCCGAGAGCCUCGAGCUCACCCGACAGCUAGUCGAGGACGGGGCCGGCUGGUGGGUCGCGACCCCUCCGGAAGAAGAAGAAGGUGUUUGGCCGCGGAAUCGGCGGCGGCGGCGAACGGGUGACACCAACGCCGAGAGGCACGUGGGCGGCGGCAGCGGCGCGGGUCUGCACGAGCGGACGGGGCGGCUCCUCUCGGUGCUGCACGACGCCCUGGUGUCGAGUGCGCUCGUAGGAAUCGGGCCAACCCCGCCAGAAAAGUCCCGCGGGGUUGGUGACACGGAAGCACUGGCACCUCGGCGACGCGGCUGGCUCUUGCACGUGUUCUGCGAGGUUCUCGCCCCGUACCUCCGUCUUGUUGACUCCUGGAUAACCGAGGGGCGACUGCUAGACCCCCACGGGGAGCUUUUCUUCUCCCGCAUCGGCGGCGGCGGUGGUGCCGAUGGGCACGGCCGCGCUGCCCCCGCCGCCGCCGCCGCCGCCGCCGACAAUAUUGGUGGUCACAAUCGCCAAGCGACAGCUGUUGGUGGUGACCCUGUGGUGCACGUGUGGGACACGGGGAUCGUGCUUCACUCGAAGGCCUUGCCGCCGUUCCUCGCGCCCCUGGCGCCGGCGGUGGCCCUGGCGGGACAAGACAUCUCGCUGAUGCGGAGGGUGCGGGCGCUCGUCGGUGGUGGUGGCUCUUCGCCCGCGUCCCUCGGCGGGAGCAGCAGGGACGCCGGCGGCUCCCGUCGUCCCGGGCCACCACCGCCUCCUGAGCGGAAAGCGGGGACGGGGGCGAUGUCGUCCCCGGGCAGCGAGACCUUUUCGCUAGCGGAAACACUCUCGGAAUCUCUCCGGCAGCUUGCGGGUCGCGUGCGGCGAGCAAACGACGCCGGCCCGUCGAGGAAGAAGGAUCAAGACGAUGGCGCCGGAUGCACGGGAAGGGGAAGAGGAGACCGCCGUUCCGGUGGUGGUGGUGGCAGCGGCGGCGAUGCUGCUGCUGCCACCGCUGCUGUUUCUCCGGUGUCCUCGUCAGGGCUAGGUGGGAUCGUCGACCUCGAGGAGAGCCGCGGUGGGAAGCAUGGCGACGGCAGAAAUAGCGCUAGCACGGAGAGCGAGGAGGGGGCCACGUCCCCGGCCGGAACAAGCGCAGAGGGUGCUACGACAGAGAUGGGGGGAACAGAGGCAGAGGCCACUGCUGCUACGGAGAAAAACCGCGAGAGUGGCAGUGUUUCAGUGGCUGCACCGGAAGGCGAGGACGUCACUAACGAUGGCAGCGACGGUGGCGACUGCAGUGGCGUUGGUGUUGGAGGAGUUAGAGAUCGACGCACUGGCAGCAGCGGGUUCGGCGAUGGCGGCGGUGGUGGGCCGGCGACGUCACCGGACGUACUCACCGAGGAGGCCUCGGCUGAUGUUGGUGGUGAUGGUGGCGACGCUGCUGCUGCUGCUGCUGCUGCUGCUACUGCGACGGCGGCAGAGGGAGCGAAUCAAGGCGACGACCCGGAGCUCGGUUUCUUCGGAGGGACGGCGCAGCUGGCCCUGAAGCCGGGCGCGAUGUUUCAGCGUCCGCUGCACCCUUCCCUCGCCCCUCCCUCGCCCCCAUCCACAAGACAACCAUCGCCGGCCGUCGGGGGACGGAGGACAGCAUCCUGCUUCAUCACAGGUAUUAGCCACCACCGCCGCGGGGGUGGUAGCAGCGACGUGCGUGGGGCGGGGGGAUGCGCUGGUGGUGGCGACGGAGAAGAAGACGAGGCAACCAUGGAAGACGAGGUCGCGAAAGCGCUCCCGCCGACAAUGGUCCUGGAGACCUGCCUCCUGGGGGCCCUCCGGGAGCACUGCCGGCUGGCCAGCUCGAGCUGCUUGGCUGUGUUCGCGGACGAGCUAGGCACUGUCAGCAUUGCAGGAGUGCUGAGAGACGUCUACCUUUCUCCCGGCGGGGCCAAGACCGACGCCCCGCUUUCGCGCUUCCGCGGGGUGCUGUUCGGUCUCCUGGGGGGGUUGCCUCUAACCACGGCCGCGGGGGGGGGAGACGGGGGGGGCUCUUCUCCAGCUGGUCUGUUGGUGUUGGACGGGUUGGUAGUGCGUGAUGUGCCCGCCUUCCUUCAGAUGUUUUCGGAACGGUGGAUGUCGUUCCCUUUUCUCUUUACUCGAGCGAAGCACGUCUUCCGACUGGAAAACUUCCUGACCCCGUCUACGUUCGGCAUCGUCGUGGUGCCGCCGUCCAUCGCUUACUUUCCUUUUGCGCCCGUACUGCAGGAUGGGUCGCGACUCACGGCCUUGCUCCAAUCCUCCCUGGCAAUGUCGAGGGUCGAGGAGGGCUGCGGCGGGGGGAGAAGAAGAGACACGCGCGCCGCGGUCGGCGGCAGCGCAGGCGGACCGGCAGUGGGCUCCGACAAGGAUAGCGGGGGCUGGUUACGCUCGCCCGUGGCAGGCAGUGACCGCCCCCUCCUGGAGCACUUUCUGGUCGAGUGCCGUCCGGAGGUUGUGCGGGAGUGGAGGAGGGAGGGCGCAGGAGGUCAGCGCCGAGGAGUCGGGCAGCGUGCCAGCAGCAGCGGAGCAGAAGCACCUGCGGUCGCCGACGGCGGCGACGGCUGCGCCGCGUUUCCCCUCGCACGCGACGGACGCUGCGUAGAUCUUCAGGCGUUUUCAUGUCUUCAGGGAGGCAGAGAGACGAUCUUCCCAAACCCCGCCCCCCCGUGGGCCUCCCCCUUCGCAAUCUAG